Molecule: messenger RNA, 951 nt
Organism: Plasmopara halstedii
Lineage: Eukaryota; Oomycota; Peronosporomycetes; Peronosporales; Peronosporaceae
Product: caax prenyl protease 2
Exons: 8
Coding region: 1-951 (316 amino acids)
Biological process (GO): CAAX-box protein processing
Cellular component (GO): endoplasmic reticulum membrane
Molecular function (GO): metalloendopeptidase activity
Source: RefSeq, a predicted model, not a curated record
AUGCGGUUCAGCGUGACAGCCACGACGGCCAUCAUUGCGUGCUCACUAAUAGCCGCAGCUUAUGUCGGUGUGCUAUAUACGCUACCUCAUGCGAUUCGGAGGCUUCCACGCGAUCACCCAACUCACAUAUUAGCGCGCUUCUUGCUCAUCUGCAUCUUCUGUGCCUUCUGUCCCUUUGUGCUUGCAGUUUUCUACGAUCAUGAUGAUGCUAGCAUGUCAUUCGCGCAGUGGCUCGGAAUCCGACGGGAAGGCUUGACGCAAGCAAUUUUUAUGCCGCUAUUCGUGACGUCUGUGCUCUUUACGGGCUCGCUGCUUGCCAACGCGAUGCGGAUGAUCAAUGUGUCUAGACAAUUCCAUUCAAACGGAUUUUGGCUUGCUAUCAAGAACUCAGUACUGUAUUACUCUAUCACGCACGAUCGUUUGCCGUCGCUGCGCACUUACGUGCUGGGUCCACUUACAGAGGAAUUUGUAUUUCGGAGCUGUAUGAUUCCGCUGCUCGUGUGCGCUAAAUUUACUAUCAAGCAGAUAGUUGUAGGCAGUCCGCUAAUAUUUGGAGCAGCUCACUUACACCAUUUCAUGGAAUAUGUUCGACAUGGAAGGUCACUCAAGGACGCAGCACUAAUUGUUGCAGGAUUCCAGCUAGUCUAUACGUCUUUGUUUGGAGCCUACGCUACCUUUAUUUUUUUGCGAACAGGACACUUUGCUUCAAUCUAUUUAGUUCAUGUAUUUUGCAAUGUUAUGGGGUUUCCAGAUCUAGCAUUUUUUAGCCCUGGAAAUCCAUUGCAUCCUUUUCGAAUAGUGUUACUUGGAGCGUACUUUCUUGGCAUUUAUGGCUUCUCCCUAAUUCUUAUGCCGCUGACGGAACCAAUGAUAUAUUCAUCGGAAUUGUGGAACAUUACGGCAUCUGCAACAGAACAAGAAAUUCUGUUGGGGUACACAAAGACAAUUUAA